AAUGAUUUGGUUUUGGACGACUUGAUGAACUUCGUUGACAUGGAGGGGCCGAACGGAAAACUGACGCACUGGUGCUUCGUCGAACGGGGGUCGUCGGCUCACAAGGCGGGCAGAUCCGUGGGUGAUCGGUGUUGCGAUCACGACGGGGAGUCGUUCGACAAAGUGGCAGUUCCGAUCCUGAACUACUUGGUGCACCGAGGUGUCGCUCAUGCCCCAGAAGGUCGGUGGUUAUACUUACUUCGGGUUCUCAAGAAAGUAUUUGUCGGCUGCAUGUGUGGCAACGUCCUUGCAGAGUCGCUGACUGAUUUGAGGGUCAAUUGGAAUGUCACGGACACAGUCGCAGAAGCUCUGAGCAAACUUAUCGCUGCUGAUUCAGACAACGUCGGGGCCAAGAACAAACUACAUGUCCAUCGGAUUUGCCAACACUUGUGCACGGAGCAUGCUCAAUGGCAGCUACUCGUCAUGAUAAGUGGGAUGACAACGAUCGAGGUGUGCAUAUACGACAUACUGUAUUCUAAGUGGACACUGUCUGAGUUGUUGGGCAGGGAGCAUGGUUCUUUCCCCACUAUCCAGCGUGACCUUCUUCGCAUGAUGGAGCGGUAUGUGGACGGGGAACAGCUGGCCGAGUUGACUCGUCUAGGCGUCGACUGUGAUGACGACGGCGUGCGGCGAUGGACGAAGUCGUAUUUAUUGCAGCUCUCUGCCUCCACAUACGACCACUUCGAGAAGAGAUUCGAAUCGCCGCCGUACACGCUUCUCGUUCUCGCAGACGGCAGUGCGACCGACGAGGAGAAGCACAUGGCCAUCAACUCUUUCUUCGCUUGCCCUGACCACUGUCUCUCUAUGUUCUGCCUACGGCUGAAGGGGCUGUGUCCGACCCCCGAGGAAAUGAUCACCAGAGGGGCGGCGAUAAUGGAGGCCUUCGGCGACACCGCGCUCCACAGUACCGACUUCUGCGAGAGGUCCCACAACGUUGUGAGACAGGACUUGCGGUCAGAUGGGCCAGCCCGCAACUUCACGACCAGCGUGAACCGCAUUUUCUGUAGGAUCACGUGGCAGAACAUACAGCUGAGUAUAUUCAAGGAGAGGGUUGCGCCAGAUCGGAAGUUGACACCACAGGAGCUUGGUGGGUUUUAUGAACGCUGCAGCGCACGGUGGGCAGAGAUGCCCGAUCAAGAACGGGUGGAGUGGGAGCUACUCAACAAGGCCGACCGUAUUGGGCGACACAUACAGCACACCCCGAUUGAAGACAGACGAGAUUGUGCGUUCACACCUUUGUGGGGCCACGACCUUCCCCACGAUACGAGCAUCUCGACGCCGAUCGACCCGAGCGUGUACGUCAAGUGCCACAACAUGUACAAGUCAAACGAUCGCCAGAAGCUUGCCCGUCACGAUGAUGUGAACUACGUGCACACAGCACCCCGACGAGCAUCUUUGAUGAGCAAGCCUGUCGAUGGGACGCUCCCAGUGUGCGGGUGCUUCGCCAAGAAAAGAAGUUUCUGCAGAUAUGUCGCAUCGCCAGCCGUUGUCGAGAGAUUCGACGGCUUGCUCCCCGUGCUGAAUGGCUUCGUGGACACCUUGGAGAAAUCCGUGGCCGAUGAUGCAUCCUGUCUGAUUAUGUUCCGAGGUAAGUUCAAAGGUGACGUUGACCCAAUGCCUCCCCACAUCCACGUGUGCGCCCUGCUGUGCACGAGGAGGCUCAGGCCGAACGUCCAGAUUUUUUGCAGAUGCCACGUGAAAAAGCAUCCAAGCGAUGGUGUGUUCGAGCUGCCGAAGCUGCCUGCUGUCUUGAGGCUUUCUACCAAGCAGAGCCUCCAGUCUAGGCACGAUAGAACAUUCAUGAUGCAGUCAAGUGAAGACCUUUGCCACGAACUUGCUCGGUUCCACGAUCGCAGCUGGACUUUGCACCCGCUGGACUACGUACUUGGGCCUGACCCGUUGAUGGACCACGUGGUGUCCGAGAUCCCGAACGAGUUCGUGCUGUCGAAGAAGAUCAAGGCUUGCCGAGGAAGCGCCCUCGAGACCGUCAUGAUGAUGGGCGCGGCCAGUCCCGUGUCGGCAGGUGCGUCGCGAGCUUCAGGAUCGCAAGCCUUCGCUUCGAUGCGUGCCACCAGGACAACCGCUGGUGGCCGCGUCAUCGGCGCGCCCGCCCCACCUGAGCCUGAGGGCGGUGCGAUUGAUGACGCCGCGUGGCAGGAUCCAGAGGUGGAGCUGCUCCACGGCGUUCGCGACCUCGGCGACGGGUUCGUCCAGGACAUCGCCGACGCGAUGGAGGAGGCGAUCGGCGACAGCGCCAUCGCCCAGGCUGGCGACGGCGUCGGCGCUGGAGCUGCGCGCGCCGAGGAUGGAGAAGGCGACGCCUGCGGCGAGGCGGAGGAGGCGGCCGCGCUUGAGUUGGCAUCGGCCCUCCCGCCUGAGGCCGCGCCAGUGUGGCCGUCCGCCGAGGCAGCGGCAGCCAUUGCAAUUGUAGACAAGGGCUCUGGGUACAUCACUUGCGAGGCGCCGCCAUGGUGCGACUUUGGGAUGGAGCACGUGGCCGAGCUGUGCAAGCAACACGAACAACUGUUCGACGAGCAAUUUCCCAAACUGAGGAGAUGA
This is a messenger RNA of Prorocentrum cordatum, 2598 nucleotides long. The record is from the annotation of a GenBank genome assembly. Lineage: Eukaryota; Dinophyceae; Prorocentrales; Prorocentraceae.